AUGUAUCUUCUCUAUGAGGAGCCAAUCCACAAUCCCAGGCUAAAGAAAUACUGGUUGGAGGGUCACAAAUCUGGCACAGUAGAGCUUGUUGCUGACCUUCCAGGGUUUCCAGACAACAUAAGGCUCAACGAGAAAGGUCAGUUCUGGGUGGCAAUGGAUUGUUGUAGAACCCAAGCACAAGAGGUUUUUAUCCAAAACCCUUGGAUGAGGAGCAUAUACUUCCGGCUGCCGGUUCCGAUGCGCUAUUUGGCUAGGUUGGUGGGCAUGAGGAUGUACUCAGUCAUCUCACUCUUCAGUGAGAAGGGAGAGAUUUUGGAUGUUCUUGAAGACAAGAAGGGUGUAGUAAUGAAGCUAGUGAGUGAAGUAAGAGAGGAAAAUGGCAAGUUGUGGAUUGGAACUGUGGCUCAUAAUCACAUUGCCACCCUCCCUUACCCUUAG
Molecule: messenger RNA, 438 nt
Organism: Ilex paraguariensis (yerba mate)
Lineage: Eukaryota; Viridiplantae; Streptophyta; Magnoliopsida; Aquifoliales; Aquifoliaceae
Source: the annotation of a GenBank genome assembly